GAUCGGCGAAUCGACGCGGGAGGCGGAAGCCAGAGCAGGGAUCGAGCCGUGCCAGCGCCGACUCAGACACGGUGGUGUGGACUGUGGAGCGGAGCCCCAGUCCACCAGCAGAGUCCACCAGCAGGGUCAUCGUCCACCAGCAGAGUCCACCAGCAGGGUCAUCGUCCACCAGCAGAGUCCACCAGCAGGGUCCACCAGCAGGGUCAUCGUCCACCAGCAGGGUCCACCGUGCGAGUCGACCAGCGAUGAGGCUGCUGCCUGCGCUGGGAGCGCUGCUUGGCGCUCUGCUGGCGGGAGCCCAGUUCGUGCCCCCGUACACCGAAGAGUGCCGGAGUGGCAUGUACCCGCCGAAGGGACCCACGUACAAAGGGCAGGUUCCCUGGUACAAGAUCGACUUGGACCUCCCGCCAGCCCAGCGCUGGACCAAGCUGAUCACCGAGAAGAAAGCCGAGUUGGUGUCGCUGGUCGACCUGAUUAAGCAGCUGGCAGGAGAUUUCUUCCCGAGUGGGAAGCUCGUGGAGAUCAUUGACGUCGCUCUGGGCCCGCUCGCUAGCACAUUCCCAGCCCCUUUUGCAGAUGAACUCAAAGGGAUCUCCGAAGUCUCUGGGGUGCCUUUGGGUGAGGUGGUUCUCUACAAUGUGUUCUACGAGGUUUUCACCGUCUGCACGUCGUUGGUCGCCAUGGACACAAAAGGGAAAAUGUACCACGCGAGAAACCUGGACUUUGGAUUGUUCAUGGGCUGGGACUCCAGAAACAACUCGUGGAUGGUGCCGGCGCGCCUCGCGCCCCUCGUUGUCAACCUGGACUUUCAGCGCUCGGGAAAGACCGUGUUCCGCUCAACCAACUUCGCCGGAUACGUGGGGAUGUUGACAGGAAUGAGGCCUGCUGCCUUCACCCUCACAAUGAACGAGCGCUUCAACAUCGACGGAGGCUACAUCGGCAUUAUUGAGUGGAUCCUGGGGCAGAGGGACGGCCAUUGGAUGAGUUUCCUUACGAGAUCAGUUCUGGAAAAUGCAACCAGCUACGACGAGGCUCUGAAGAUGCUCACGGACACGCCCAUGCUGGCGCCCGCGUACUUCAUCCUGGGUGGCGCCGCCUCCGGGGAGGGCUGCGUGAUCACGCGCGCCCGCAAGACCACGCUCGACGUGUGGAAGAUGGACCCCGCGCAUGGCCUGUGGUACGUCUUGGAAACCAACUAUGACCACUGGAGGCCUCCGUUCUUCCUGGACGACCGCAGGACGCCCGCCAUGCUCUGCAUGAACCGGACCACGCAGGCCAAUGUCACGCUGGAAACCAUCUACGAUGUCCUUUCAACCAAGCCUGUCCUCAACAAGCUGACCACCUACACGGCGCUCAUGGAAAUCGGAACGGGCACCUACGAAGCUUACCUGAGGUCCUGCCCGGACCCGUGCAUGCCCUGGUGAUGACGACCCUUCGACGUUACGUCCCCCCAUGCGCGCUCACCGGUGUGCGUCUCUUGAUGGCAAACGCUUUUUUUAAUAUAAACGGCAGCCCGUAAGAACGUGAUUAGUGUGAGUUGCACACAGUGCUUUGGGAAUUAAAACAUGCGCACGCACAUCUAAUUCCAUGGGCAAAAAAAUGCGGUUCGUGUUUCUGCGCUCACGUAACUCUUUAACGUCAUCUUGCAUUUGCAGCAUUCCUGCCCUAACAAACAGGCGCACACCAUGGCAGGCGACUUAUUUGUGAGCGUGAAAUAUUUGUUGUACGAAGCCAAGCGUUGAGGUGCCGCAGUGGCGAGAUGUUGCCUCCCUCACUUAGUAUACAGGAGGUCGUGGGUUCGAUCCCAACCCUGACACCUGUUGCAUAUUUGCAGUUUGAAUUUCCUCCCCGUGGUCGCAUGGAUUUUUGUCUGGGUACUCCGGUUUUUUUCUCCACAUUUAGAAUCAGCAUGCGUUUAGAGUAAUUUGGCUGCUAUAAAUUUCCACACGAUGAUAAUACACUUUGUUGAGCUAUCAUUUGUGGCCAGGUCGCUUCUGAAAAAGAGCUCAGUGGUGCCUUACCUGGUAAAAUAAAAUGUUUAGUUUUUGUAUUCAGUUAUUAAUGACAAAUCGGUACCCCGAGUGGAGCAUUCUCAACCAUGUUCCACCUGGCUCAUCCACUGACCCACUCGCUCACGUGGGCAAUGCAUUACUCAAGCCUGCGCCUUUCUGCCUUGGCAAAACUCUAAACUUGAACCGCGUUGGAUAUCAUUUGAGGUGCACACUGCGAGAUUUACACUUUACAUUCGGUUUCCAACGCUCCACAUCAACCACGCCGCUGCAUUGGCAUAUUCAGAGGAUGCAACUUUACUUUAGAGAGCGACGUUUCUAAUGGCUGCAAAGUACGAGUUUAUUCCUGACGCAGAAGAGCCAAACUAUCUUAAUUCAUCGGUACAUUUCUGGGCAUUAUUGAAAAAAAAACGCACACCCAUUGACUUAAUUCUAAAUGUUAAUUUUUUAUAUCCGCUCCGAUAACUUUAUAACCGUUUUUUUUUGCGAGCACAGCUGAGCUAGAUGAGCUUGCUGCACUUUCUGAGAAAUGCACGAUGGGUACGGCGGGCGAGUGAUUUGUAGCUUCUAAACGAUGGGUUGGUUGCAGAGACAUUUCAAGAGGGGGUGUGGUGUUGGGUGUCCUGACGCCUAUGGAAAGUGGCUGGAAAUAGUGAAUGCUGUCAAAUAAGUAGAAUUUUCCUUUCAAUGUUUAAUUGAGACUGAAUUUUUGCAUCGCCGGAGAUUUUUUUUAUUGAAUCUUGGACAUGUGAUGUUCCUAUCACGUGUUUUUUACUCACACUUGAAAGUGUUUGUAAAACACUGGGGGCAUUUAUCCAUGUGAGUGAUGGCACAGUUACAGUUUAUAUCCGGGAUCCUAUGAUGACCGAGUGCGAUGGUCGCGUUUUGGUUGAACGCAAACUUUCCUGAAAUCGUGUGGUUUACCGUUGAUUGAUAAGCUGUUCGUUUCCCUGUCGACCUAUAACUCUGUUUUCUGGUGUUGCCUUAGGACCAGUUUUAUGCUUGUGCAAACGUGCAGCAUUUAAUGCACAGCAAUUUCUUUUUGAGAAUAACACGGAGAGAGGGAGUGGGGGGUGACUGUCAGCGAUUGCUGCUGCUGCUGGACAUGGGGACUUGCCUCGGUGAGAGUAGAUUUUUGCACAUCUCUGGAUGUAAUGUUGUCGCUGUAACAAGUAUUUUCACACCAGCAAUACUGGAACACUGGGGAAUAAAAAAAAAUCUAUGUG
Molecule: messenger RNA, 3235 nt
Organism: Lethenteron reissneri (Far Eastern brook lamprey)
Lineage: Eukaryota; Metazoa; Chordata; Hyperoartia; Petromyzontiformes; Petromyzontidae
Gene: ASAH1
Product: N-acylsphingosine amidohydrolase 1
Biological process (GO): fatty acid metabolic process
Cellular component (GO): lysosome
Molecular function (GO): N-acylsphingosine amidohydrolase activity; fatty acid amide hydrolase activity
Source: RefSeq, a predicted model, not a curated record